Malassezia pachydermatis is the source of this 270-nucleotide messenger RNA. RefSeq lists its product as hypothetical. Bases 1 to 270 code for a protein of 89 amino acids. Gene Ontology annotation, cellular component: mitochondrion. The transcript is spliced from 3 exons. The record is from RefSeq and is a predicted model, not a curated record. Lineage: Eukaryota; Fungi; Basidiomycota; Malasseziomycetes; Malasseziales; Malasseziaceae.
AUGUCGAGCACAUCACAGCAGGUGUUGAGCAAUCGCGAGUACGAUACAUUAGUGAAGGAGAAACGGUUGGAGGCCUACAAGAAGUGCGAUCCGAUCGUGCAAGAAUUUGUCGCAUGUACCAAGGAGUAUAUGCUCUCUGUGGGAUGGGCCUGCAAGGAGCAGAGCCAGAAGAUGCGCGAGUGUCUGCACCAAUAUAUGAACCCAGAGAGUCUGCUGGAGGCAGAGAAAGAAUAUCUACGAACCCACCGCAAACUAGCGCGUACCUCAUAG